Molecule: messenger RNA, 492 nt
Organism: Cryptomeria japonica (Japanese cedar)
Lineage: Eukaryota; Viridiplantae; Streptophyta; Pinopsida; Cupressales; Cupressaceae
Product: plant intracellular Ras-group-related LRR protein 4-like
Exons: 1
Coding region: 1-492 (163 amino acids)
Source: RefSeq, a predicted model, not a curated record
AUGGGAUGUUUGAAGCAUUUAGUUUGUCUCAGGUUACGCUCUAUUCCAAUCAAGAGACUGCCGAACUCUGUCACUGCUCUCAGAAAUCUUCAAAUAUUAGAUCCUUAUGGAUCUGGUAUUACAGAACUCCCAUCCAGCAUUUCUAAGCUAACUUCCCUAAAAAAUUUGGAUGUUAGUUCCUGUGAACAUCUACAGUGCAUGCCUUAUGGGAUCUCACAGCUUAUGUCUUCGGUGUACCUAGAUGCAAAGAACUCUCCAAAUAUAAGGUGGAAUAAGUACAGAAGGGAUGGGCUUUUAAUUAAUGAUUUGGGGACCCUAAACCAACUCAAAAGGUUGGGACUUAUUAAUAAUGGUGAAAUAAUUCGUGAAGGAAUAUUGGGAACCAUGAAACAGAUGAAAUCUCUACAUUUGUCUCUAGCAGAUAUGGAAAGCCUAUCCCAAGACAUAGCUGCCAUGUCAAAAUUGAGGAAACUUUUCCUUUCAUGUCCUUAA